GUAGCAGCAGAUCAGCAUCCUGUACAACAACUGAAAACUGUUUGUCAGCCUCUUAUAUUUAUUUUUCUAGUAUAUGUUCAGUAAAUCCCUGUAAACUGAGGCAGUUUGUCAGUGUAUCUUUGUAAUCUCCAGAGAUGUCAGGCGAGAGUCCGUCCGAUACCUCACCAUCUUCGCAGCCAGAGGCGCCAGCAGCAAGGAGGGUCGGCAGCCAGCAGUGUCAUGGACACCAGUCAACCUACGCCUGUCAUGUCCAUUCAGCAGACACGCAAGGACUUGGAAUACCUCACAGCGUGUGGCCCGGUGGAGGUCAUUCCUCAGUCGCUCCCUACACUCCAGUCACCCCUCAGACCCUCUCCGGACCAUCUGACUUACACUCCGCCCCCGCCUACCCUGCCUUCUCUGGCUACCAGGUGCCGCACAGCAUGGCUCCGCCCCCUCGCCCAUCUCCCUCCUUCCCUCCACUCCCAAAACUACCCACUCCUGAUUUUUGGUGUACUAUCGCAUACUUUGAAAUGGACACACAGGUCGGAGAGAUAUUCAAGGUCCCCUCCAGCCUUCCCUCGGUGACAGUGGACGGCUACGUCGACCCCUCCGGUGGCGACAGAUUCUGUCUGGGCAGACUCUCCAACGUCCACCGGACCGAGGCCAGCGAUCGCGCCAGACUCCACAUCGGGAAAGGUGUUAUAUUAGACGAGAAGAACGAGGGCGAGGUGUGGAUAAAGUGCAUGUCGGAGCACAGCAUCUUUGUUCAGAGCAACUUCCUGGACUACCAAUCAGGCAGGGCACCAGGGGACGCUGUUCACAAGAUUUACCCCAAGGCCUUCAUCAAGGUGUUUGACCUCCACCAGUGCUACAGCGAGAUGCAGAAACAGACUGCAGAGGCGUGCGCUGCAGUUGCCGCACAGACAGCUGCCGUCAGAGGAAACAUGGCAGGUGGAAACAUCAGAAUAGAACCGAACAUGGCAAAGGGGAUCGGAGUGGACGAUCUCCGUCGUCUCUGCAUUCUCAGACUCAGUUUUGUGAAGGGGUGGGGUCCCGACUACCGCCGACAGAGCAUCAAAGAGACGCCGUGUUGGGUUGAGAUUACUCUACACAGAGCCCUCCAGCUACUGGACAAUGUCCUUCACAAUCUGCCCUCCGAGACUCAGCUCCAGGAGGUCGGCGAGGUGAGUCAGUAUCCAUGACAGCCCAACCAUUCUCUUAUUAGAGCCCACCUCAUCAGUUGCCCCACAACACGUCAAAUCUGAAACCACGACUACAACAGCGAAAACAUUUUAUGAGUGUCCUAAUUAAUACACAAUCUACUUACUACCAUGCACUAUUCAUUAGCGUCAAAAGUGUAGGACUCUAUGUUACCAGAACACGUGCAUUUUCCUUUCUACAACUUUCGAUGUGUCAUUGUCUUCUUCGCUAUAUAUGUCACUUGGAAUUGCAAAACAAUUUUGGCACAAUGAUUAUAAGAACACGUCAGCUGUAAGUAAUAUAAUGCAACGAUGAGGUUACAAAUGCAGUACUGUUCUAUAUAAAAAGGGAGGGGUGAAUGGUCUACAGUUAUGAUAUAUUAAUCCACACACUAAUAAUGGGGUAGCUAUAAGAGGAAGCAUUUUCGACGACCAAUUUAAUCUGGUGUCCUAAUUUGCCGUAACAAUAGCAACCGCACACGGUACAUCAUUAGUACGAAAGAUCUCCUUUCCUCUUUCGCAUGUUCAAAAUAGCCUCGUGGGAGACUUGUCUCCGGUCGUAGACGAGUCCGAGGGCAGCAAACACAUCCAGGAAACAAGUCGUCAUGUUCAGCUUCGGGCCCCAUUCCCCCGUCGAAUAGUCAUAGGGAAAUGCAUGGUGGUAGUUAUGGAAACCCUCUCCGACGGCAGCGUAGCAGACAAAGGCGUUGUCAGCGGUUUUGGAGUGUCGAUCGUAGGGACGGUCGCCCCAGAGAUGGGCCGCACUGUUCACCAACCAGGUGCAGUGUAAGGACGUGAUGUAGCGAAAACCGAAGAGAAAGAGGAAAGCAAUGUGGCCCGGUUCAUUCCAGAAAUACCAGGGAACGAGACUCGGAAUAAGGACGGAGAAAAGAAUGGUGAGCGGGAGGUAGAAACGGGCCUGAAACGCGACGACGGGAUCUUGUUUCAAGUCCUCGAGAUCGAUGUUUCGACCCUUGAUGAGGACCUGGGGAUGUUUCAACAUCAGCAGCCAGCCCACGUGAGCAAAAAAGAACCCCCUGUUUGCGUUGUGCGGGUCCGCGUCCGUCUCCGUAUACUUGUGGUGGAGGCGGUGGUCACGUGACCACACUAGGACGGAGUUUUGCAUGGCGAGACAGUCGAAACACAUCAGUACAAUCUUCAGCGGUAGCUUGGCCUUGUAACUGCGAUGGGUCCAGAGUCUAUGGGCGCCGGCCGUUACCCCAAACCCGCUACCGAGUCCCAGAAUAACGUACCAGACGAAAGACUGCCAUUUGGCGCCCGUACCAACGUACGCGCCCCACAACCACAGCACGUGGAGAACGACCAUUAGGUAUACGUUCAGCCAAACAACUUGCGUCUUUAGUCCGAACGGGCCGGGGAUACUGUUGUGUCGAAUGCGCGACUGUAGUUUCGGGUCCAAGUCUCGUAUCUCUUCGUCUGUGAAAUAGACACCCUUCUUGCCGUGUACGGCUUCGACUCCCGCCGGCCGGGGAACGGUAGCGUCUUUAGUCAUGGCUGCUCAGAAAUCUUCGAACAAAAACUACCUUCAAUGGAUGACGGUUUUAGCUAUUGUGCAAGAGCCAAAGAGAUCAGGUGACUCGGAUGGCCCGUCAUCAUCGAUUGCAUGCAUCGUG
Messenger RNA from Geodia barretti, 2815 nucleotides. Lineage: Eukaryota; Metazoa; Porifera; Demospongiae; Tetractinellida; Geodiidae. The record is from the annotation of a GenBank genome assembly.